Messenger RNA from Vigna unguiculata (cowpea), 1563 nucleotides. RefSeq lists its product as uncharacterized. Lineage: Eukaryota; Viridiplantae; Streptophyta; Magnoliopsida; Fabales; Fabaceae. The record is from RefSeq and is a predicted model, not a curated record.
CUGUGAGUGUCCAAUCUUUUGCAAUCCUUACUAAAUCUCUGCUUCCACUUCCUGACAAAUAUCAUGGACUAACUGAUAUAGAUAAACGUUAUCGACAGAGCCAUGCCAAAGGUGAAGCGUUUCCGAAAUCCACAGAAAUCAUCACUUCAGCCUCCAGCCAAUUCUUUACCAUCAACAAAUCCUGCACCAACAAAUGAAACUUCAUCACACACUUCAAUGAGCACAACACCACCAAUAGAUUCCUCAUUGCCCACCGAGAACUCACAGCAACCUGAAACAUCUACAAAACAUGUUCGACGUGAAUCUUCAUCAUAUUGGACUGUUCAUGCAAUAGACUUAGAAGGAGUUAUCAAGAAAAUUAAGGUGAAGGUCAGAGAAGUAAAUAACUUACCUCGUGGGGAACGCAUCAUUGUGGACUUUGAUGAGUUAGGCAUGGCAAUUGGUGAAGGACAAGGCGUGCUUGCAGGAUACUGUGGUACAUUGGCAAUUGAUUGUAAUUUGUUUCCAAUUAAUUUUGAAAGAUGGUCUGGGAAAACAUGCAUGCCUGACACUUACUUCUUGGAAUGCUUUAAGGAAAUAUUACAGCCUCGAUUUUGUUUUAAGACUGGUGAAACUAGUGCACAACGGUAUUGCAAACUAACUCUUGGUAGGAAGUGGGCUGCACAUAGGCAGAAUUUAUGGAAUGAGUUCUAUGAUCCAACGAAAAGCAAAAAUGAAAUCAUAAGUAAUGUGCCAAAUGGUAUAGACAGAACUCAAUGGGCUCAUUUUGUUACUUAUCGUCUAAAACCGGAAACAUUGGAGAUUUGCAAAAAAAAUAGAGAAAAUCGCAAAAAGCAAGUAAUUCCUCAUACCGGUGGUUCUAAACCUAUGUCAAGAAGAAGACAUGAGAUGUUUUUGGAAACUGGACAAUUGCCUAGUCGGGGAAAGUUAUACAUUGAUACUCAUAAAAGAAAGGAUGGAUCAUUUGUAAAUGAUGCGGCAAAGGCUAUAUCGGAACAAAUUAAAGUGGGUUUGACUCAAAGCACUAAUGAUGAAUCAGAGGUUUCCCCUAAUGAUGUUAUUGGUAAAAUGUUAGGCCCAGAGCAUUCUGGGAGGGUGCGAUGCAUGGGUUUAGGAGCAUCUCCUACUAACUCAUUUAGAAAUACAAGAUUUCGACUUUCGGAUUUAAGCAUUGCUUCAUCUAGUGCUGCCACAUCAUCAACAUCUUCUUAUCAGUGGCAACAAAAGUACACUAAUUUAGAAUCCCAAAUUCAAACCACCUUGGGUGCACUAAAAGCCUACAUGAUAAUGAAGGAAGGAAAGAUCCCUGAUGAAUUAACUGCCUUCUUUGAUCCUCAACCACAACAAACCGGUGAUGCAAAUGAGCCUGAGUCUUCUAUGGGUACAAGAGGAUCAUCAGGAUUUGUUGGUGGAAGUGCACAUCCACGGAGGAUAAAAAAGGAAGGUGGCUGUGCCUACCAAGCAAGGUGGCGGGUCAGGGAUACUCUACUAGGGCUGGAAUCUUCUUCUGGGGCAAAAAAGCUGGAGGCCGAUCUGAUUGAGUUACCAGAGACCACCGUAUGA